CUUUCUCCUUUAUCUCUCAUCACUCCAUCUCACUGAACUCUCCCCACCGACCUCCCUCCCCAGAUCUCCUCCCAUCUCCCUUCUUCUCACCGCCCAAAACCCCAGUGGAGGAAAAAAAAAGAAGAAGGGAAAGAAGGGGGAGAAAGAAAGGGAGGUGCCAAUGCCUAGCGUUGGCGUGAAGCUCUACAGCGUCUUCUUUAAACUACUCCUCCGCCACCGCCUCCAGUCCCGGGUCCAGAACCCUUCUCUGGACCCCUUCGGCGUCACCUCCCGCCCCGAGGAGUCCACCGCCCCCGCCAACCCCUCCUUCGCUGACGACAAGGUGGCCACCAAAGACAUCCACAUCGACCCCCUCACCUCCCUCUCCGUCCGCAUCUUCCUUCCCGAUCCCUCCCCCCCUCCCCCUCUCCGCCGCAACAGCCUCCCCUCCCCCGCCGCAGCCAACCCCGACCGCCUCCCCCGCCGCAACAGCUAUGACGGCGCCGCCCCCUAUGGCGGCUACCUCCCCUCCAUUGGCCCCUCCACCCGCCGACCCCCGGCCGCGCGGAGGCUGCCGGUCGUGAUCCAGUUCCACGGCGGCGCGUUCGUCGCCGGGAGCAAUGCCUCGGCUGCCAAUGACUUCUUCUGCCGGCGGAUCGCCAGGCUGUGCGAGGCGAUUGUGAUCGCCGUCGGGUACAGGCUCGCGCCGGAGAGCCGGUACCCGGCCGCGUUUGAGGAUGGGUUGAAAGUGCUUAACUGGCUCGGGAAGCAGGCGAAUCUGGCGGAGUGUAGUAAGUCGAUGGGGAGUGUGAAGUCUGGUGGUGGGGGUACGGCGGAAGUCAGGCGGUCGGAUGUGCAACGGCAUAUUGUGGAUACUUUCGGUGCGUCCAUGGUGGAGCCGUGGUUGGCGGCUCAUGCGGAUCCCUCGAGGUGUGUUCUACUUGGUGUUAGCUGUGGUGCAAACAUUGCAGAUUUUGUGGCCCGCAAGGCAGUUGAAGCUGGGAAGCUGUUAGAUCCUGUAAAGGUGGUCGCACAGGUCCUAAUGUACCCAUUCUUCAUUGGAAAGGUCCCAACCCACUCGGAAUUAAAACUAGCCAACUCCUACUUCUAUGACAAAUCCAUGUGCUUGCUUGCUUGGAAGCUGUUCUUACCAGAGGAUGAGUUCAGCCUAGACCAUCCAGCUGCAAAUCCCCUAAUACCUGGAAGGGGUCCUCCACUAAAAUGCAUGCCCCCAACCUUGACAGUGGUUGCAGAGCAUGACUGGAUGAAGGAUCGAGCAAUCGCAUAUUCUGAGGAGCUCCGCAAGGUCAAUGUUGAUGCUCCACUCCUAGAGUACAAGGAUGCAGUGCAUGAGUUUGCCACGCUUGAUAUACUUCUCAGAACACCACAAGCGCAGGCCUGUGCUGAAGACAUUGCAAUCUGGGUCAAGAAGUAUAUUUCCACUCGUGGCCAUGAGUUCUCAUAUUAGAACCAGAGGAAUAGUCUGCAGUUGUAUACGAUUUUUGAAAUCUGCAAGAAGAGCUGGAGCUUCUGCUACAUUGCCAAUCCCAAUUUGAUGGGGAAGGCGUGGGUAGUGAUGAUGACGAUGAUGACAUGGCACUGAAUGAUGAUGAUGAUGACAAUCUAUAUACAGGCAUAGCAGCAAUUCAUCAAUUGGCCGUAAUCUAAAGUAUAUUUGGUGUUCAUCCUAAUCCAGUUGUUUGGGCCUAUAUCGUGUUAUUUAUUCAUAAUGUUUAGUGUAUGAUAUACUUUCAGAAAGAGUAGAUUCAAUUAAAUCUGAUUUAUCUUCCUUCUUUGGGGCCAUUCCCCUUCCA
This is a messenger RNA of Elaeis guineensis (African oil palm), 1793 nucleotides long. Its product is annotated as probable carboxylesterase 11. Lineage: Eukaryota; Viridiplantae; Streptophyta; Magnoliopsida; Arecales; Arecaceae. The record is from RefSeq and is a predicted model, not a curated record. Gene Ontology annotation, molecular function: hydrolase activity.